CCUAAGAGCAACCGGAAAAGGAAGUCGAAAGAAAUUACGUUUGAGUUCACAACGCAGCCUGUGGUCAAUUUCAGAGGUAUAUACUACGUUAUUCAAAAAUUAUCCAAACCAGAGAACAAACAUUACACCGAUGUGUUUCCGAUUAGUAAUGACUUCAAAAGUUGAUAACUAUUUUCAUUAAAUGGAUUUGAGAUUUUAUUUUAUCCAGUAAGCAGGACAUUGCGUUUCAGUGCCAUAACGAUAACGGACUAUCGCUUUAUUGUUGCCGUGCUGCCAGGGUAACGAAACCCAAACACCGCCACGCACCUCGUGGUAGAGGGAGGGGGCGUGGUCGCCCUAAAUCAGGUUUUUCGUCAUCCUCUUGUAAAUUGCAGUGUAAAUGUUGUGACAACACUUCACAACAUGGUUUCAGAGAAAAGAUAAAACGCAAGUAAGCAUUACCCCCACCAAGAUGAUGUCCCCGUACGAAACUGGUACUACCUUAGCCAACUUGCAUCAUCUUGGCUCGUCAGUCGUCGUGGGAGCAGAGAAGUCCACUGACACUUCGAUUUCUUGUAGCGUGACAUGCUCUUGUUGACCUUGAGAGGAGUUGUGCGGGGGGUGAAGGGAUGUGCUAUAAAAGCGGCAUACUUUAAAACGAAAGUGUCAUUCUCGUCGAGUUGUAGCACAGUCACGAAAGCCAUGGCUACUCAAAUUCCCUUGUCAGAAGACUUUUUCUUCAGACAGCUCUUUGACAGAGAAAGCUGUACCUACACUUACUUGCUAGCAGAUACAAAUGUGAAGGAAGCAGUCAUUAUUGACCCUGUCUUUGAGCUGGUCGAUCGUGAUGUUAAUGUUGUUCGAGAGCUGGGAUUUACUGUCAAGUUUGCCAUGAACACGCACAUGCACGCCGACCACAUCACUGGCACCGGGCUGCUGAAGCGCAUGCUGCCGGGCUGCCAGAGCCUCAUCUCGCGCAACAGCGGCGCCAAGGCGGACGUGUACGUGGAGCCCGGCGAGAACGUCACCUUCGGCCGCCACCAGCUGGAAGUGCGCGCCACGCCUGGACACACCAACGGAUGUGUGACGUAUGUCAGCCAUGAGCAAGGCCUUGCUUUCACGGGCGAUGCAGUCCUCAUCCGAGGGUGUGGACGCACUGACUUUCAAGAAGGAGAUGCUCGUACUCUGUUUCACUCAGUCCACGAUCAGAUAUUUACUCUGCCAGACAAUUUUAGACUCUAUCCAGCCCAUGACUACAAAGGUCAAACUUGUACAACUGUUGGUGAGGAAAAACAAUUCAAUCCCCGCCUCUCAAAGCCAAUUGAUGAGUUUGUUGAAAUUAUGGCCAACUUAAAUCUGGCAUAUCCUAAAAUGAUGGAUAAGGCAGUACCAGCUAACAGAGUGUGUGGGCUGCAUGACAUAUAGAUAGUACAUCAUCAAUCUCUGCAUGCAUUAAUGAAAGUAGAGCAAGCUUGUUUGAUUUGUCAUGCAUCGUCUUGUAAAUAAAUAUUGUUUUGACAAUAUAAGUGUCUACCGGCUAAUACUGUUUGUGGACUGCAUGAUUUGUAAAAGACAAUAAGAUGCCUUGUCACCUUUUUCAGUCAGCAAACCUGGGUCACUUUAAUUAUAGAUGUAGGGAUUUGGAAGUUACUAAAACACUUUUUAAAAAAUUUUUAUACAGUUGUGAAAAGUAGGUGUACCUGAUAUUAUCAAUAAUGAUCUACAGCUUUAAUGAAUAAUUUUCAUGAUUGUUUAUCUGAGGUAUUCUGCACAGACUGCAAACACAAAGAACCAAAAAUGUUAACAAAUUCUCCAAUACUUCUUUCUUUCAUUUCUUCCCAUCAUUAAUUUAAAGUUAAAUUAGUGACUGAGUCAUUAGCAUCUUUAAUUAUUUUUUACAAAAAAUGGUACGUUUGUGAUUGAUAAUGUAAGAUUUUCCAAAUUUUUAAAGGUCAUAAACCAAACACAGCACGAGGAGAGUCAUUUUUAUGAUAAUUAUGUAUAAAUUGGAACUGAAAACAAUAUUGUUAUAAUUAGAUAGAGAAUAUGUUUUGCUAUAGACUAGUCCUAAAUAAAACAAAAAAGAAUACAUUUAUUCAUUUCCUGAAAUAUUUUUUAGGUCAGAACUACUUUUUUUGGGUAGCUACUCAAAUGGGCCUAGAAAUGCAUAAGUGAGAUUUAAAGAAAUGAAUUAUUAAAUGAAUACAUUGUUAUGAUUAUUUUAAAACCAUCUUAUAUUCAUAAUAUUUUCAAGUAGCGUGUAAUAUUGUAAGUAUCACAACUUCACACAUCACACUAAUAGGAUAUUUAAUGUCAUUGUAAGUGAGUGGUAGAGAUAAAUUUAUAACAUUCAAAUAUUUCAGAGACUGAAUUGUCAAAUUUUUAAAAAAAUUGUAGAAGUUCAAAGUUUCUAUGGUGUACUAAACGUCUUAUUCAUUUAUUAAGGUACUAACAUAUUGAUAUUUAUUAUUGAUUUUACCAAGCCAUAUUCCAUCUUCUAUGGCUGUAAGUAGAUUAAACACAUUGCUCAAACUGAUUUAAGAGAUAUUAUAAAAAUAUAUCAGUGAAGUAUCAGUACUUGAAGUAUCAAGUAAUAAUUUGGUACUUCAGAGUUCGCAAGGAACUAAAAAUCAAGUAUAUUAAUGACAGAAUUGUGUAGUUUUUUAUCUAUACAUUUUUUACUUUGAGAUUUUGCUGUUAUUAUAUUUAAGUUUUAUUUCCUGUCUGUGAAUACAAAAGCCUCCAAUUUUGAAAGUUGUCUUGAAGUAUAAUUAAUUUCAAAGGAGGUAGGUAAAAAAACAUGAAAUGAAGUUUGUAGAAUUUGGUUGUGACACCAGAGAUAACUAUAAGAAAAUUUUCAGUGUUCUGCAUAUGUGACUGCAAUCAAUCAUUUUCACUAAAUUUUAUUUAUGUAAGAGAUAUAAAUGUAUAUUGCAAUAAAUCUGUAUAUUUUUUUUCAAAUGAUAUAA
Gryllus bimaculatus (two-spotted cricket) is the source of this 2948-nucleotide messenger RNA. Lineage: Eukaryota; Metazoa; Arthropoda; Insecta; Orthoptera; Gryllidae. The record is from the annotation of a GenBank genome assembly.